This is a messenger RNA of Plasmodium malariae, 4656 nucleotides long. RefSeq names its product conserved Plasmodium protein, unknown function. Bases 1 to 4656 code for a protein of 1551 amino acids. Gene Ontology annotation, biological process: protein import into nucleus. The transcript has 3 exons. Gene Ontology annotation, molecular function: small GTPase binding. The record is from RefSeq and is a predicted model, not a curated record. Lineage: Eukaryota; Apicomplexa; Aconoidasida; Haemosporida; Plasmodiidae. Gene Ontology annotation, cellular component: nuclear envelope; cytosol.
AUGGAAAGGGAGGUACAGCAGAGGAAGAUUAUCGACGCCCUCUAUGACUCUUGGUCGAACGAUGAAGGACGGAGAAAAGAAUCUGAACAAAUUUUAAACGAAUAUGAAAAAGAGGAGUUUUUCAUUAUGUGCCUACUAGAUAUAUGUAUGUACAAAAGUGUACACUACAACAUUAGAAAAUUAUGUAUUAUUUAUUGUAAAAAUUUAGUUGUUCGAUAUUGGCAUUGUAGAGAUGAGUUACAAUAUAAUAAUGAUGUGAAAAAAGUAGUGAAGGGAAAAAUCAUUGAAAUAUUGAAUGAUGUAGACAAUUUGAUUAAUUAUUACAAAGAAUUUUGUAUUUUAUUAAAGAAAAUAGCUAGAUAUGAACUUGUUCAUAAUUUUCCAGAAUUAUUAGAAUGCUUUUUAUAUAAUAUAAAUAUACAGAAAAAUAAUCUAAACAAUUUAUUUAUAUAUUUGUAUUUACUCCAUAAAAUAUUAAGAGAGCAAUAUAAUAAAAAAUUACUAAAGGAUAAAAAAGAAACGUUUGAUAUAUCGGAAAAGUUUAUAUAUACACUUGGACCUUUUUGGAAUAACAGUUUUAAUAAAUACUUUCAAAAUAAUUUUGAAGGCCCUUGUAUUUGUAAUAAUGAGGAAAAAUGUAACAAGUGUUAUACUAUAUAUAAUUUAAUCAAAGAGUGUGAAAAGAAAUUGUCUUUUGGUGAGAUCAACCAAAGAGUAGACACUCAUGAGGUGGAUACAAUUCUAUCAGCCACUACUGUUAUUCGUAGUAGUAGUAGUAGUACUAGUAGUGUUAAAGCUCGUUAUGAUAAUUGUGAUAUAGGUACGGAUAGUAGCAGCCAGGAUCAUCGCUGCACUGAUACUACUGUUCAGGAUAACCAUGACCCUACAAGUGAUAAGAAGAUAAAAAUACUGAAGUUUUUAGACAGUAUUAUACUCAAUCUCAUCAUCAACAGAAAUGAUAUAAUGAAAGGGAUGAGCAGCGGGACGAUUACAGGUAGUGCAAAUCGAAGCGAAGGAAGCGGCAGUAUAAAUAACAUGGAUAGCGAGUGGAGGAAGAGUUUUUUCAACGCACUGAUCAACAAAACGAUAUACUUUCUCAAGUUCAUUAACAAGAACUCCGCUGUGUAUUAUUUGAAAUAUUUAAAAUUUUUGUUGAGCUCGUUUUUGUUGAUGAUAGAAUUUCAUAGCUCCUUUCAUGUAUACUUGAAGAGAGAAAUAACAGAAAAGUUUAUUUGUUUAUUUUUGAAAAAAAAUAUAAAUAUAGAAUUAAAUAAUUACAUGAACAAUUAUGAAAAUAAAUUUGUAGAAAUUGUAAACUUGUGUAUAUCUAUUUUGAAGUCUAUUUUUUAUCAUUUUUGUUUAAACCAAUAUAAUUUAAUUAAACAAAAAAAAGUAAGAGAAAAUUAUUUGAAUGUAAAAAAUAUGAUAUGUAACAGUCAGGAUGUGCACUUUGAUGGUUAUAAUGACAAUACAUUGGAAGCCAAAAUUAUGACUAAUUUUGUUAUGAAUGUAAAAAAUGUGGACUGUGAAAAUAAUAAAAAAAGUUCCUUGUUCAAUAAAAAUUUAUCAUUCAAGGAUAUAUUAACAUAUAUAAGAGAAGAAGUAAAACAAGCACUAACGAAUGAUGAUUUUAUUUUGAUGCAUAACCAAAAAGCCCUUGAAAUUUUCGAUUUUUUAAGAUUAUAUUGUAUUAAUAUAUCCUCUGAACAAAUUAUUGACGUUACGUUAAAUAUAAAAGAUGACUACGAAACAGAGGAAAAUGUUUUUUAUAAUAAUGCUAAGGAUUGCUUAGUACAAUUAUCAUCAGAGCCUUUUUUAUUCUCCAUCUUUAAUCAUUUUUUUGAGCCAUUAAUUAACUCAUUUCAUAAUUAUGCACAUUAUUUAAACAAUCUACCAACAAAUUUAAAAAGUAUACAAAUAUCAGACUUUUCUCAAGCAAUAAUAAAUCUAGAUGGGUACUUAAAUAUUUAUUAUAUAUUAUAUCCUUCUUUUCAUAAAAAAAUAAAAAUUGAACAUAUAUUAUGUAUGAUUCAGUUCUUUAUUGAUUACUUAUCUAUUGAAUACACACACCCCUUAAUUAGUUAUAGAAUAGCAUUAAUAAUAAAAAUUUGGUUAAAAAAUUACAAAGUAUCUUUUCCCUUUAUAGAUGAUAUCACUUUGCUAAUUUAUGAGAACAUUCGACUGUUAUACAUACAUUUACUACAUAAAAGUGUUAAGUCGUUAAUUGCUACUAGACCGGUUGACUCAGAUAAUUCCAACCUCCCACAUCACUAUGCUUUAAAAUCAGCCAACUUUAUGCCCCUCCUUUUUUUCAAAUUUAUUUGUUUAUUCAAGUACAUUUUCAAGUACGAAUAUGUGUACAGCAACUAUGACUACAUCAACGAGUUCUUGGUUGGAUCCCUCAUCACUAUACUCACCAAGAUAUCUUUCCCCAAAAACAUACAGAAAAUUUUGGAAAUCUUGAGUCACAUAGUUUUCAUUAGUAAUAAGGAAAAGGAUAUUACCAUUUUCAAAGACAAUUACAACUUUUUGUUGGAUUUGUACAUGAACAGUAACAUAUCCAUUAAGGAGUACCUUCUGAACAUACUAGUGCAAAUACUGAAUAAAAAUUUUGAAUGCGGCGAAAGCCUCUCCGAUUUUAUGAACAAGGAAAGGAUUAGCAGUUCUCAUCACAGUGGCAAUCAAACUAUUGACCAACAUGUCAGUAACACUAGUAACCAACGGAGCAAUCAAACCAAUGAUCAACGGGAUAACCACACCAAUGAUCAACGAGCUAACCAAAGUAAUAGCCCAUCUAGGAAGGAGAAAACAUGCGACGAUGUGAUUUUAUUUUACUUCAGUUUGGAUAUAAUAUUUUAUACACUGAAGGCAAGAGAGCAAAGUUUUGUGUAUGAGGAAAACAAAGGGAAAGGUAUUGCCUUGAUGAAUUGCAGUAGUGGAAAGAGUAGUAUAUACCCCUUCACAUGGGAAUAUUCUUCAUACGUUAAGGAAGUGAAUUUAGACAUUGACAAAACAAUAAAUGAUAACUUUUACUCUUUGUGGUUAUGUAUUUUAAAGUUGCUCUCAAAAAUGAUUAGUCCAAAAAAUGAAGAAAUAAUUAAGAAGAUGUGCUCAUUGUACAUAAGUACAACAAAAUUUUUAUGUGCAUAUUUUAAAAAAUUAGAAGAAGGAUUAGUACCAUUUGAAAUAAGUAAUUCCUGUUUUGAUGUAAUUAUGGAAUACUUUUGUUUAUUUAUUAUACACGAAAGGCAUAAUUAUUAUUUAACAUUCGAGUCUGUUUCCACUAAAAUUUUGACAAACGAUAUUUUGAAAAAUAAUAUGUUAUCUAUUGUGUAUAACAGUUUUGUGCUAAAUGAUGAAGGGAAAAUGGAAAAAUGCAUUUACAUUUUACACCUUUGUUUGAGUAUAUAUAAAAAUGAUAUAAAAAAGGAAAUGCCUUCUCUUUUUAGUUAUAUAGCCAAUUUUAUAGUAAUAUUUUUAAUAAAAGUGCUAUUAAAAUAUUUUAGUAAAUAUUUUAAUUUUUAUAAAUAUAUUAAGAAUAUUCGUCAACAUGGAAACCAAAACAAUAGCAAUAGUAGUACUAACGUGUGUAAUAGUGAAGAAGACAAUUAUGAUAACACGGGUAUAUCUUUAUUUUUAUCAAGUGAAAAUUUAACGCGAGAUGAAAAAAAUAAAAUGACUGGAAGUAUUUAUUAUACUAGCUCAAGUACUAAUAAAUAUAAUAAAAAUGAAGAAAUAAAUAUCAAAAUUGCAAAUUAUAAUAAAAGUCAUAUUAAAUAUAUAUAUGAUAAUAUAAUAAAUUAUAAACAUGAUGAAAAUUUUGUAUCGGAUUUUUUUAAUUUCCAAAAUGAUAUAAAGCGAUUGUUAAAUAUUACUUAUUUAAAUAAUUAUGACAUUACAGUAACUUUUAAGAAUUAUAAUUUUUAUACUGUAAAUGAAGAUAAUUAUACAUAUGUAAAUAAACAUAGUGUAUAUACUUUAAUAUCUAUUAUGUCAUUAUAUGAAGCAAAUUUUUUAAAUUUUGUUUUAAUAUCUUUUCUUUCGUACUUUAAAAUUAGCAUUUCUCUAUUUAUAUACUCUCUUUUUUACCAAUCUCAGUAUAUUCAUAAUAAAAAUAUACUAAUCAGUUUGCUAAUUUUUAUUUAUACCUUAACCCAAAAUUAUAUGUUUACCGACUUUGCUUCUUCUAUCUUUGUUCAUACAAAUUUUCAGAACAUAGCAUGUAGCAAAUCUUUUGAAAAUUUUAUAUUUGAUAAGAAUAAAACAACACAUUUAUUUAUUUGCGAUAAAGAUGAGCAUAUUUUGUUAGUAAUAGAAUUACUCAAAUUAAUUAACAAUAUAUUAAACACAAAUAAAGAUAUAUAUAUUGAGAAAAAAAAUAUUCUUCACCUAAGCACAGUAACAUCCAGUUUAAGCGGACAUAAAAUUUUUCAUUCCUAUAAUUACAAUUUAAUUCUGAGCAAGAUUUUGAAGUACGACGAGUUUUCAAACAUAUGCAAUAAAGCUUUGGAAAACGUGUUAACCCACUUACUGGAUGUGAGUGAUGUGGAGGAAAAGAAUAGAAAAAAAAUAGUCGUUAACUAUUUAAAAGAAAACAUUGAUAACAUGAACAUUGCCUUAAUCGAUAUGUAUAAGAAAUAUGUGAGUUCUUUAUAA